AUGGAUAAAGUGCAGCUCAUCACGUGGAUCAUGUUCGCCAUCUUCAUGAUGAGUUAUUUUCUUUUUUUCACCUUUUUUAAGGAUAGUUUUAAAACCAAUAAGGAAAAUGAGGUUUUAUUACAGCAUAAAGGCAGAGAGGUCCAUGUUGAUCCAAAUCUCUCUCGGGAAACGAAAAUACCACCAAAAAAGAAAGGAGUGAUUGUAUAUCUUCUUCACGAAAGUGAGAUAACAAAUUAUUUGCGAAGCAUUACGCUGCUUCACCAGAAUUUUAACCAAAAGCACAAAUAUCCAAUAUUAGUGUUUUAUGACCGAUCACUCCAAGAAGGAUUGUUAAAUCAGGUCAAGCUUAAAACAAAAGCCAUCUCGUCGGAAGUACCCUUAGAGUACUAUUUUGUGAAAUUUGAAAUACCAUCUCAUUGGGAUCCCAUUAAACAGCCCGUCAAAGUACAAUGGUCAUUAGGGUACAAAUGCAUGAUAAGAUUUUACUUUAAGGAAAUAUUUGAGCUACCAGUAAUCCAGCAGUACGAAUAUUAUUGGAGACUCGAUACUGAUUCAUUCAUUUUAGAGGAACUCAAAUACGAUCCUUUUGAGAAAAUGAGACAAAACAACUUUGCCUAUGGUACAAUAGCAUUGGAUGAAGACGGAGGUGAAGUUGUUGCUGGAAUGACAACGAUGAUACAAGAGUACAUCAAAACGAAACCCACGAAUGCAACUCUCAACUCCUACACUCCAGACACCAAGAUGGUCUAUAAUAAUUUUGAGGUUGUAAAAAUAGACAGGUUUUUGGAUAGAAAUGUGCUUGACUUUGUCGAAUAUAUUGACAAAUCCAAUAACAUUUUUAUAAGAAGGUGGGGUGAUGCGCCGUUGCGAUAUGCAGAGCUAAACCUAUUCUUUGAUUGGAAAAAAGAGGUGCAUAUAUUUUGUGACAUCAAAUAUGAGCAUUCACACCACAACAAAAUAAUCUUCAAUAAGUGUUAG
Molecule: messenger RNA, 978 nt
Organism: Naegleria fowleri
Lineage: Eukaryota; Heterolobosea; Eutetramitea; Acrasida; Naegleriidae
Exons: 1
Coding region: 1-978 (325 amino acids)
Biological process (GO): cell wall mannoprotein biosynthetic process; protein N-linked glycosylation
Cellular component (GO): Golgi apparatus; membrane
Molecular function (GO): alpha-1,2-mannosyltransferase activity
Source: RefSeq, a predicted model, not a curated record